AGUAACAAGUUACAGAGCGCAGGGGACGCUGCCAGCUGGAAGAGUUUGCGCCGCAGACUGGCUGCCCGCAACAGCGCUCUGUCGCAGCACACCUUCAGUGUUUGGCGAAUGGGGAUUUAAUUUGGGCAGGGAUCUUUUCAUUCUACGAUGUGGGUCACUGAUGCACGUCUGGAAUUCAAAGUCAACGGAGGCGACAAAUAAAGGGAUCUGAUAUAGCAAUGGAAAUGCUGUGAACUCUCUCAUUUGUUGGAGGUGGAAUUUAACUUUGCUGUUUUUUUAUUGGGGAGUGUUGUUGGAUACAGAUUUUUCACCGCAUUUCUUCAUGAUUCUGCGCUGAACGGAGGAUUCGAGGUUCACUGAUAUCUAUUAACUGGAUGUUAAAGGGAAAGAAAUAAAAACACCUCUAACCUUCAACAUGACAUCUGUAGCUGGAAAUAAAGACAGGUCGUCUUCUGUGGCAACCAGAAACCGCAAAUAUGGGAUGACAGAUGCUUGCUCCCCGACAAAAUCCGCGUCCUUUUCUCCGGAGACCUGGUACAGAAAAGCCUACGAGGAGUCCCGGACCGGCAGCCGCCCCACCCCCGAGGGAGCUGGGUCUGUCCCCGGUUCCUCCGGAACCCCGUCUCCGGGAUCCGGCACUUCUUCCCCGGGAUCCUUCUCCGGCUCCCCCGGCCCAACGUCUCCGGGAAUCGGGACAGGCUCACCUGGAUCACUUGGCGGAUCUCCCGGCUUCGGGACUGGAUCUCCAGGAUCCGGCAGCGGGAGCUCUCCCGGCUCGGAUCGCGGAAUCUGGUGUGAGAACUGUAACGCCAGGCUGGUGGAGCUAAAAAGACAGGCGCUGAAAUUACUCAUCCCGGGACCCUUUUCGAGCAAGGACCCGUCGUUCUCGGCUCUCAUCCACGACAAGCUCCAAGUCCCCAACACCACCCGGAAGGCAUGGAAUGAGAAGGACAACCGCUGCGACAUUUGCGCCACCCACCUGAACCAGCUGAAGCAAGAGGCCAUCCAGAUGGUGCUGACUCUCGAACAGGCGGCCUCCCUCGAGCAGAGCGACGUGUCCCCGGGCUCCCCUCCUCUCUCCAGCAUCCCUUCUCUGGUGGGCUCGCGCAACAUCAGUGGCCUGCAGGGGCCCCGUGACUGGUCCUACCUCCCGGCGGCCUACAGCACUCCAGGCUACACCGGCUUCCUACCUGGCAAGCACUCCAGCAAGCCCAACAGCCUGGGCAUCGGCACUGGGCUGGAGAAGAAGAACGGCUCUCCGGGGCACGCUGGAAAACCUGGGGCGCAGAUGCCCACAAGCCCCAGCAAUGGCAAUAUUCUGAGCUCCGUGGCCAUCCAGGCGCACCAGUACCUGGAAGGCACCUGGUCCCUGUCGAGAGCCAAUGGAGUAACCCUCUACCCCUACCAAAUUUCUCAGCUGAUGACUGAGACCUGCCGGGAAGGCCUGACAGAAGCUGCCCUGAACCGCUAUAAUGCAGACAGGCCUUCACUCUACAGCUUUUCAGGCUCCCAGAACACCUUUGUUUCCAGCGUCCCAUCCAGCGGAACGUCCGCCGCUGCAUCCUUCUUUGCCAGAGCUGCCCAGAAGCUGAAUUUGUCCUCGAAGAAAAAGAAGCAGCAUCGUCCUUCCCCCUCCUAUGUGUGUGACCCCCCUCUUUUCCCCACCAACUUCAGUGGCAUCCUGCAGAUCUCCCCCCCGCCGGCCCCCCCUUGCCUGCUUCGAGCCGUGAACAAAGUCAAGGACAACCCAGGACUGGGAAAGGUGAAAGUCAUGCUGCGUGUCUGCCCCCUCUCUCCGGGAGAUACAUCGGAGUCCAGCUCCUUCUUGAAGGUUGAUCCUCGCAAGAAGCAGAUCACUCUGUUUGACCCAGCUUCCAACGGCCCUCAGAAAUCCACCCAGAAACGAGGCAGUCAGGUGCCACCAAAGAUGUUUGCCUUUGAUGCUGCCUUCCCGCAUGAUGCCUCACAGGCUGAAGUAUGUGCCGGCACUGUGGCGGAAGUUAUCCAGUCAGUGGUGAAUGGGGCUGACGGCUGUGUGUUCUGCUUUGGCCAUGCCAAGCUGGGAAAGUCAUAUACCAUGAUUGGAAAAGAUGACUCCAUGCAAAACCUUGGAAUAAUCCCCUGCGCGAUAUCCUGGCUCUUCAAGUUGAUAAACGAGAGGAAGGAGAAGACGGGAGCCCGCUUCUCGGUGCGUGUCUCUGCAGUCGAGGUCUGGGGAAAGGAUGAGAACCUGAAGGACCUGCUGUCAGAAGUGGCCACAGGCAGUCUGCAAGACGGCCAGUCUCCUGGAGUGUACCUCUGCGAGGACCCCAUCUGUGGAAUGCAGCUGCAGAACCAAAGCGAGUUACGGGCGCCCACUGCCGAGAAAGCCGCCUUCUUCUUGGAUGCGGCCAUCGCCUCCCGACACAGCAGCAAGCCGGACUGUGACGAGGACGAGCACCGCAACUCCCACAUGCUGUUCACUCUGCACAUCUACCAGUACCGCAUGGAGAAGAGCGGCAAGGGCGGCAUGUCUGGGGGGCGAAGCCGGCUGCAUCUCAUCGACCUGGGCAGCUGUGUGAAAGUACUCAGCAAGAACAGGGACAGCAGCUCUGGACUCUGUCUGUCACUCUCUGCUCUGGGGAAUGUCAUCCUCGCUCUUGUCAAUGGCAGCAAGCACAUUCCCUACAAGGACAGCAAACUCACCAUGCUACUCCGUGAGUCACUGGGGAACAUGAACUGCCGAACCACCAUGAUUGCACAUAUCUCUGCAGCUCCUAGCAACUUCGCAGAGACGCUGUCCACCAUCCAGAUUGCAUCCCGUGUUUUAAGGAUGAAGAAGAAGAAAACUAAACAGUACACUUCAAGUUCUUCUGGAGGCGAAAGUUCUUGUGAAGAAGGAAGAAUGCGCCGCCCCACCCAGCUGAGACCCUUCCAUUCCAGAAAUGUGGUUGACCCAGAACUUCCUCUGCUGCACCUGUCCAGUGAUCCAGAUUACUCCUCAAGCAGUGAACAGUCCUGUGAUACUGUCAUCUAUGUGGGUCCCAAUGGCUCCGCAUUGUCUGACAAGGAACUGACAGACAAUGAAGGACCUCCAGACUUUGUGCCCAUCAUUCCAUCAUUACAGAAGAACAAGAUAGAGCCAGGGAAGCUACAACAGCUGGUGCAGGAGGAAAGUGCCGACACUGGCAAACACGAGAAGGACUGCCUGAAGUGCAACACAUUUGCUGAGCUUCAGGAGAGGUUGGAGUGCAUUGAUGGUAGUGAGGAGGUUACUAAAUUUCCCUUUGAAGAGGUUCCUGCAAAUCCAGGGCCCAAGUAUGAAUCAUUGCUGACACAAGGACCUGAAAUAAAAACGGCUUCUGAGUCUCAUGUGUCUGAUAAAGUGUCUAACGGACAGCAACAACAACAAUUAAAGGAGGCUCUUCAGAAUGCCAUUGUUCCUCACACUGAGAGUGUUCUCACAGCUUUGCCAAGCAUUUCUACAUUUUCUUCAAGCAGGAGUGUCACAGGGAGUAGCAAUAUACAGACUGGUUCUUUGCAGAAUGCCCAAAAUUCCACUCUAUAUAGUAGCAAGGAGUCCCUUAAUACUACCAGCUCUGGCGAAGCAAAACCACGUCCCAUGGGAUCUCCCAGAUUGGGUAUCGCCAGCUUAACCAAAACCUCGGACUAUAAACCACCUUCUUCUCCAUCCCAGCGCUGCAAGGUUUAUACUCAGAAAGGUGUUUUGCCUUGUUCAGCCCCCCUAUUAUCACAGAGUAUGAACAAGGACAAUGGAAAGUCCUCCAGUGAAUCUUUGCUGCAACCUGAAGUCAGAACAUCACCUGUGGGAAUGAGCCCACAGGUCAUGAAGAAGUCCUCUUCUUUCACUAGUGUUGGAUCCACUGAGACCUCGCCAGAAGACCUUACUCAGCAGUCAGUGGUGAAUAGGAAGGAGGUGAAAAGCACAACGACAGUGACAGUGCAGCAGCCUCUUGAGCUAAAUGGAGAGGAUGAGCUGGUGUUCACUUUGGUGGAAGAAUUAACCAUCAGUGGCGUGAUGGAAAAUGGACGGCCUACCAGCAUUAUCAGCUUUAACAGUGACUGUUCUGUCCAGGCCCUGGCUUCUGGCUCUCGUCCAGUCAGCAUAAUUAGCAGCAUCAGUGAAGAUCUGGAGUGCUACUCCACCGCUGCAGCUUGCACCACGGCUACAAUUUCAGAGGUUAGCAUUACCAAGUUCCUGCCGGUCCCCAAAAGGGAUGUAGAAGCCUUGACAUCCAGUAGCCGCUGUUCUUCCAUCAGCUCUUGGCUCAGUGAAAUGAGCACUGGUAGUGAUGGAGAGCAGUCUUGCCACAGCUUUGUUGCCCAACAGUCCUAUGGACAAGGAGAGGCUAUGGCAGAUCCCCAUCUAACUGACCUGUCAGAAGAUGUACAUAAUGAUGUACAUGAUGAUUCUCUUCAGCAUCGGAAUGGGGGAGGUGAAAGUCUGCUUGCUGCUGCAGAGAAAGUUCAUGAGAAGAGCCUGUCUAACAAGGUAUCUCCUCUUAAAAACUGUAAGGUAUCAACCAUGGGCAAAACAGCCAUCACCAUUUCUAAUGUGCCCACUUUAGUCUCAGACAGCUAUAUACCCAUCAAGGCAAAUAUAACUGUUCGUCCAUGCAUUCCAGUGAAACCAGGGUCUCUGCAGGAUUCGAAUCAAGAAUGUUCUGCUUUAAAGUCCCUUCAGAUUAAAGAAACCAAAGCACCAGCUGUUUCUGUGUCCAGUGAUAUCAAAUUUGAUGAUCCCUGGCUGAAAAGAGAAGAUAAUGAUGAGCCCAAAGCUAAAGAUGUUAUUUCUGAAGCAAAAUUGGAAAAAAGGGCCUCAGAUCCAAUGAGAAACUGGAACUCUGCUGAUAGGUUCAGUUCAAGUAGUGGGGAAGUCGCCAAUUCCCCAGUGUACUGUGACAACCUAAAGAGAGUUGUCGAUGGGUGUGAGAUGGCUUUAUCUGCUUCUGAGAGCCACAGUCCUGUUUAUUCAGCUGAGGUGCUUAAGACAGGGAGUCUGCCUAGGGGAUGGCACCGCUUGAACAAGCAAGAUGAUCCUGAAGAGUCCUCCCUUCGUUUAAUGGGUGGGGACUGUAAUGGCAUAGGGGCUACGACUUCAACUCCUUGCAGCCCAAGAGCCACACUUGAAAGGAGGGGAAUGUCAGCAAAGCAAUGCAUUCUUUCCAGGCCUAAAGGAAUCCCACCACUGCCUCCUGUUAGAAAAUCCAGUCUGGACCAGAGAAAUAGAGCAAGCCCCCAGCAUGGGACUGGCAGUAAUCAAACAGUAAACCAGACACUUACUUUCAUAGGAAGCACUCCUGAUGACCUGGGAAGCAACGGAAAACUGAAAGGUCCAAAUGUAGAAAGCAGCAGUAGGCUCUUCAGUGCAAAGUUAGAGCAGUUAGCCAACAGGACCAAUUCCCUUGGAAGGUCCCACGCUGGGCAUUAUGACUGCUUGUCUUUAGAAAGGGCUGAGAGCCUGACUUCAGUUGGUUCCAAGACUAGUCUGGGAAGAGACAGUACCAUGCCUAGGACAGGCCGGAGCCUCAGCCGUGGCUCUGUGUCUUCACCCACAGGUUCGAAUGGGAACAACAGUACACCUCAGUCUCCCAAGUCAACACAGUCGAAGAUUUCGGCAGUCAGCAAACUUCUCCUUGCCAGCCCCAAAGCUAGAAGCUUGUCCGCUUCCAGCACCAAAACACUGAGCUUCUCCACUAAGUCACUCCCUCAGUCUGUGAAUAGGAGUUCCAGCUUACCUCCCAAUGGGAAGAACCAGAUUUCCUGGUCUACGCAGUCCCUGAGCAGGAACCGUGGCUCAGGGCUAGCUUCCAAACUGCCCUUGAGAGCUGUCAAUGGACGAAUCUCUGAACUGCUCCAAGGGAGCAGUGGCUCACGAUCUGGGCAUGCCCGGGGGGCCUCAGACUCUGACGAAAGAGCAAUGCCUGGAGAUGAGAAGCCUGUCGUUCAGACACUGCCUUCACCCUACAGCAAGAUUACUGCUCCCCGCAAGCCCCACCGCUGCAGCAGUGGCCAUGGGAGUGACAACAGCAGCGUCCUGAGUGGAGAACUACCUCCUGCCAUGGGGAAAACAGCUCUGUUCUAUCACAGCGGGGGCAGCAGUGGCUAUGAGAGCAUGAUUCGAGACAGUGAGGCAACAGGAAGCGCCUCAUCCGCCCAGGACUCCAUGAGUGAGAACAGUAGCUCUGUUAGCGGCCGAAGGAGUCUCAAAAAUCCAAAGAAAAGGAACAAUACAGGGUCCCAGAGACGUCGUCUGAUUCCGGCCCUGACUCUGGACACCUCGUCUCCAGUUGGGAAGCCCACUCCCAGCCCUGGCCUGCGCUGGGUGGAUGGGCCACUGCGGCCUGCACAGAGAGGGAUGGCCGAGCCAUUCGAGAUCAAAGUGUAUGAAAUAGACGAUGUGGAGCGCCUGCAGAGGAGAAGAGGGGCAGGCAGCAGGGAGGUGGUCUACUUCAGUGCCAAACUGAAAAUUCUGGAGCAUCGACAGCAGCGCAUUUCUGAAGUUCGUGCCAAGUACGACUGGCUGAAAAAAGAACUGGAGGUGACCAAACAGCAUUUAAUGCUGGAGCCUGAAAAAUGGACUAGUGAAUUUGACCUGCAGCAGACGUUCGAGGUGGACUCUCUGGAGUACCUAGAGGCCUUGGAGUUUGUCACCGAGCGGCUCGAGAGCCGAGUCAACUUCUGCAAGGCCCACCUCAUGAUGAUCACCUGCUUCGAUAUCACUUCCAGGCGGCGAUAGAGGAGACCUGACACCCUGAGAGCGAGGACUGAAUGAAACCAUUGAAUGUUGUUCGUGGAAUGUGUAUGGGAAAGUGUAUGUUUCCUGUUGGGAUCGGCAGAUAAACAAACAUACAGAAAUACUGUAAGAAAGGGUGUAUCGGGGAACGGGGCCACAUGUAAGGAUUGUUGAGAUUUGAGGAUGUUAUCUCUUUUGAGACCAAAAGAGCACUUUUUGAGAAAAAUUUUGAAACUACGGUUGUGUGUAUAUACAGUUUGCUCUCUUCAAAGGAGCCGACAGAUUGCGAACAGAAACUUGCCAAGCAAAGAAAGAGGAAAAAGACAAGAAAAAAAAGGACUACAAGUGCCUUGCCAAGACUUCAAUAUCCAAACAUUUUUCCCGUAUUUGUGUACAGAUGGUGCUAGCUUAACUAGAUGAAACAAGAAAAAAAAUACAGCUUGUUAUACUUGGUGUUUUAUCCUUCUGACUCGCUGUUUAUCAGUACUUUGUAUUUGUAUUGUUAUAUACUAGUUGGGAAGCGGCAUAUAAUGAACUGUCUCUUUUUGUUGUUUUUUUUUACUUUUUUAUUUCUAAUGUACUGUUAGACCACUCCGAGUUGAUGUUAAAAAAAGGUUUUAUACUCUCUGUAAUCAAUUUUUCAGUUCCUUUUGCUGGUCUCGCACAUUUGCCAAUAUUUGUCACAGAAACAGAGGAGAAGGAGAAGAUGAAAAGAUGAAUAGCUACAAGCAUGAUGGAUGGGUGGUAAAGCAGACUGAAACGAAGAGCCAUUGCUUGGUAUACUAUAAUGUUUCAUGCUGUAGCUCUGUAGUAUUUGUAGCAUUUGGCCCUAACUGUCUAACAUCUGGAACGUUGUGCCUCUUACUCCCAUUCUUAAGUUUAGGCUUUCAAGCCAGUUUUCAGAUCAAUAUUUUGCUUUUGAGCAAAUGAUUCUUGGAAGAAAAAGAUUUUAAAGCUUGAAAGUGAAGUGCAGUGAAAUGCAUCUGUAAAAAUAAACUGUUCGGUUUAAAGCAAAUAUGAAACGCUGUAAACGUCAGGCCCACGAGUACGAACUUCAGGCCUUUAUUCUGUAGCCAUGAGGAGCUAGAUGCCAAGAUUGUACUAUUGGAAGUAUUGCACAGAUUCUACAGUUUUCUUGGAAGAAUUUCACAGCACAUCAUAGCUGUGUUAUAUGUUCUUGCCAGGCUAUGUACGUCCUAAUCAAUGUAUUAAUGGACAAAACGUAGCAAGGUCUGAUGUAAAAAUCAUCAAGUAUUUUUGUUUUGGUUUUCUGUGUAUGGAAAAACGGACACAUCGGAAGGAACUGAAAUGUUUUUUUUUAAUAGUUUCAUUUUUAAAAAAUAGCUUUAUAAGAAAACAUUGACUCUGUGUGAUCAACAGCAACACACACUUUUUAUUAAUAUUUGUUAAUAUAUGGUGCUUGAAUGAGGCGUUUUCAGCUCUAAAUGUUUAUAUAUACAGUAGCUUGUUUUCUAUUCUGAAUUUGCCCCAUAUGCUUUACCACCCUUGUCACCUUUUCACAUUUAACAGCUGGAGCUGCUGUGACUAACACACCCUACCCUUCCCAUAGUAAUGUAUGAAGGAUAUAAUUUAUUUGUAAACUCAGGAUGCUUGUUUUAUGGAGUUGCUUGUAUUUUAUAAUUUAUUUACACAUUAUGGUUUGCAAAGUGCUAUGCAUUAAAAACUGUACAGUUGCUGAACCCAUUUCAUAUAUAUAAAUAUAUAUAAAAUAUAUAUAAAUAUAUUAUUUUUUUUCCGCAAAAGCACCUGCCACUGAAUUGUAUUGGAAGGAUUGGUGCAUAAGGCUGAUACGAACGAGUGAUGACUGGCAUUCAAACAAUCUCAAUUAUAAUGUGUGCAAUGUGUUUGUUUCUUGUUUUUUUUGAUGCAGACAUCUUCAUGCAUCCUUGCAGUAAAGUGAGAUCAUAAAAUAUAAUGCAGUGUUAUAUGCAGUACACAGUGGAGAGAAUGUUGUUUUCGGAGACCUUUGUCUAUUCACAAGUGGUUGUUAGAACAGGUGUGUUUUUUUCAUGUCAAAGUGAAGCUACAUGUUUUUAUUUUGUCUUGAGGAGAAACUUAUAUAAAAUCAGGCUGAUCUCCAAGAACUAAACUUAAAUAAACAAGGCGAUGCUAACUUUGCGUUGUGUUGUGGAUACCAGAGGAGAGAAGUAUUGUCAUUAUAAUCCAAGGAGAUUCUUCAAAACUAGCAAAGGUGGAUUUUUUUGGGGGGGUGUGGGUAGAGGGGGCAACUGUUAUUGAGUCUCAUUGAAGCUGCUUCUCACACACUGACACCUGUGGUAUCCCAAGUAAUUCACAGUGCAGAUGCAACAAAUUACUUGAUUCAAAAUAAGGCUGUUGACAAAUACAAUAGUUAGAAUGAAGAAAUCUCUCUGGCGAUUAAAUAUGUUGAACCCCUUAAUCUGAGAGGCUGUGUUACUAAAUGGACCUCUAAUCAUAUGAAAUAAUAUCCUUAUGUCUCAGAUACCAAUGGAUAAAACAGCUUAUUUGCUAACGUCCUCCCUGAUACAUAUACAGUACAACUGCCAUUAAGUACAGUAAAUCAAACAUAUACAGUACAGGAGUUUUUUUAAGAAAGAUGUAGUGGAAUAGUGUGUUACUUUUUUUUUAAACUGAGGUCAGUUUCUUUUUUUAAAUCAUUGGUAUCUCUGAUAGUCAGGGUCAGUAGCAGAGAGACUGCUGAAUAAAGGACAGAAAAUGUCAAGGGACUCUAGGUAAUACGCUUGCCUACAUUAAAAAAAUCUUUUAUCCAUUUCUCCAAAGUAGCAUUAUAGUCUUCACUUGUAUGGCUAAAAUCUAUGUAGAAUACUCUUGUGAAUAAACCAUGAAUUUUACAUUUACAUUUCAUUACGCGAUUAUGAAUGAGCAAGCAAUGUGUUCAUAUUCUGAUAAUGUUGCUUUGACCUGAUAAGCUCUGACAGAAAAUGAGUAAAAUCUCAAAUGGAAUGCAAAAUAGUUUUUUUAGGUACAGGUCACACUGUAUAUCACUGUCAUUGUAUACUUCCCGGUAUCUAAAAGGUUACAUCUUUAACACCUUAAGAUCCUCAUCACUCCACGACCUGUUAUUCCCAUUAAUAACAGCUUGGGCACUUUUAUACCCAAAGGGUCAUGGGAAUUUAAACAAGCUACGCAGCCAUGUUGUUGAAGCCAAUACCCUGGCUUCUUUCAGGAAAUGGCUGGAAGAGAUCCGUAGAUGAAUUAACUACCAACUACCAAACAGGUUGGAUGGGCUGAAUGGCCUCCUCUCAUUUGUAAACUUUUUUGUUCUUAUUUUCUAACCACAUGCCAGUAUGGUGCAUUGCUGUUGCCAGCCUUCAGAUCUUUGUUCAGAAAUGUGUAUGAUGAACAUGUCAAUUUAUGAAGCCUGUUUCUGUGAAUAAACAGUAUAUUUUUCAUCCAUUUUCACUGCAUCUCUUGGUUAUGAAUGAGUAGCUAAGGUGCGCGCAUUUUCUUUGAAUUUUUUCAGGCCGUCUGGUUGUGCAGUAUUCAUUAUGACAGAAAGAAAAGCAUCACAAGCUUCUUUCCUGCUCAAAAUGUGGUUUUGCAGGAAUAUUUUCUUUUGUAUUCAAGAUGCAUGCAAAAAUGGAAAUGUUGUCCCACAUUUAUUUAGCUACUCUUUUCUGUUUCAAUGAGCUGAUCUUAUUAAACCUUUUAAAUUGUGCCA
Lepisosteus oculatus (spotted gar) is the source of this 10418-nucleotide messenger RNA. It is a transcript of the gene kif26ba, whose product is annotated as kinesin family member 26Ba. Gene Ontology annotation, molecular function: ATP binding; microtubule binding; microtubule motor activity. The record is from RefSeq and is a predicted model, not a curated record. Gene Ontology annotation, biological process: microtubule-based movement. NCBI's taxonomy places the organism in Eukaryota, Metazoa, Chordata, Actinopteri, Semionotiformes, Lepisosteidae.